Galendromus occidentalis (western predatory mite) is the source of this 1227-nucleotide messenger RNA. RefSeq lists its product as uncharacterized. The transcript has 2 exons. Gene Ontology annotation, biological process: DNA integration. NCBI's taxonomy places the organism in Eukaryota, Metazoa, Arthropoda, Arachnida, Mesostigmata, Phytoseiidae. Gene Ontology annotation, molecular function: nucleic acid binding. The coding region runs from base 1 to 1227 and encodes 408 amino acids. The record is from RefSeq and is a predicted model, not a curated record.
AUGGCCGAAACGGCGCUUCUGAAAUAUAUACAGGGAAUCAGCUUCCCCACGGAAGUUCUCGCGAAGUGCCAGAAAUUACAGAAAUCCAGCAAGAUAUACCUAUUCAACCCUAUGCUCGACGAAGAUGGGAUCAUACGUUGCAGAUCGCGUUUGGAAAAAUCCGGCGACCUGUCUUUCGGGGAGAAAUUCCCAAUACUCUUAGACGGGAGAAACCAUUUCGUUCGCCUGCUCAUAGCCUGGAUUCACGAGACUAAGUGCAAACACGCUCAAGGCAUUUCCACGAACCUACAUCACGUUCGAACUGAGUUUCUCAUCCUUAGAGCCAGGAGCUCAAUUAACAAAGUCCUCAGAGGCUGUAAAAGCUACAUAGCUCUAUUCGUGUGCCCAGUCUCCAGAGCCAUUCACCUCGAGUUGACGCCCGAUCUCACAACAUUCGAAUUCCUCUUAGUCCUGCGGAAAUUCAUCAGUAGGUUCCCUUCAGUGACGAGGAUAAUGUCAGAUAACGCGGCGACCUUCAAGCGCGCGGAGAAAGAGUUAGAGAUGGCAUACCGAAACGCAGCAGAACCGGAGAUCCAACACUACCUGGCGAAAGCGAAAAUCGAGUGGGAGUUUAUUACCGACAGAGCCCCAGUACAGGGUGCUUUCUGGGAAAGGAUGGUUCAGCUCGUCAAGAAACCUCUCAGGAAAGUUCUGGGCACCAAUGUUCCCCGAUUCAGGGAGCUCGAAUCAAUUCUCGCGGAGAUAGAACUCUGCAUAAACCUGCGGCCGAUUUCGGCACUGCCAUCCGAGUUUUGCGAGAUCCGAGCUUUAUGCCCUAUGGACUUAGUCUAUGGCUACCACGCAAAAGCACGCUUUCCCGACUCCUCAAAGAUGAGGAUGCCGGAUCAAGGGGCCGCACAAGCGAUAAUUCUCACUAAAGCUUGGAAACGUCAACAGACCGUGUUGAACGCGUUCUGGAAAAGAUUUCAAUCCGAGUAUUUACAACAACUUAGAUCAGCUCAUGAGAGUAAGCCAGGGGAGACCCGUUCGCUCAGGGUCGGAGAUGUUUGUAUCCUUGCGGAUCCGAGCCCUUCGAGAAGCUUCUGGCCUCUCUGUAAAAUCGUCGACGUGUUCGGUGGGCAAAGAACCGAUCUACGACAGAGAUCUUGCAUGAUCCAAUUCGGUAACGGAAAAAUCGUCAAACGACCGAUAUCCAUGAUUUACCCGCUGGGUUUCAGUGAAAACUAA